Molecule: messenger RNA, 2007 nt
Organism: Cyphellophora attinorum
Lineage: Eukaryota; Fungi; Ascomycota; Eurotiomycetes; Chaetothyriales; Cyphellophoraceae
Product: Glucan endo-1,3-beta-glucosidase
Exons: 4
Coding region: 1-2007 (668 amino acids)
Source: RefSeq, a predicted model, not a curated record
AUGCAUUCAUCUUUGUUAUCUUUGACAUUUUUCUUACUGACAUCCCCACACAUCUCCGCAGCCCCAACGAAGCGACAAUUCGGACCGAACGGACAGUAUGGAUCACGAGGACCGGGCAGAGGUGGCCCUGGAAGGCCUGGAGGGUGGCCAGCAUGGAUAUCGCCACCAUGGGAAUCGCCAGCGUCAGACAACACGCAACCGGACCCAGCGCCUAUACCAGAACCAGACGCUCUUACAACUGAACCGAGCACAGCCUUGCCAGGCCUCGACCCACCAGCAACGACUACUGAUCAAUCUACAGAGCUUUCGCCAGUCCCAGCAACCAUAACAACAACGACACCGUCAGCCGCAAUCUCAUUACCACCAACAAGUUUCCCUGUAUCGUCGUUACCGAGUUUCGCUUCACCACAAGUGACAAUACCGUCGGCAUCUGGCGGUACAGUAAAUGCUGCAGUCCCUGAAACAACAGAGAUAAUAGUAGCAGCGACAUCAGUCGUAGCAUCAAGCACGCCAGGAAUCUUUGCGGAAACGCAAGGCGUCGUUGCUGCGCCGGAGACCACGCUCACCAACGGCUUCACGACUUUCUUCGCCUCAAGCAAUCCUGCCGCUUUCUCGUCCUCGUCCUCGGCCUUGGCGGCAUCGACAUUAUUGCCAUCCUCAUCAUCACCAUCAACUACAACAACAACGGCAGCACCAACAGCGGCUACGGUCACGAUCUCACCAUCAACAGCUGGGUCUUCUGGUGCUUCUCCUCCAGACGCGAGUGGUGGCCCAGGCAACAUGCUGAACGGCACAUUCCCGAACAACUCGCCGCCAACAUCGCCGCCUCAGCCGACUCCAGGCCUGAACGUCGACCUGUUGAACACCUUUAGCGAUAGCGCAUCGAUCAAUGUCUAUAUCUCCGCAAAGGAUAACGCUGGAAGAGUCAUGUUCCUCACCCCGUCGCAGGCAUGGUACUACCCUACAGCAUCGAGUUCCACCAUACCCCAGGCAAUUGAUGCGUCUCAAAUUACCAUCAAGCUUGGGCCGGCGGGCAGUACGACCACUAUCAAUCUCCCUGGUUACUUCAAUUCAGGACGAAUAUACUUCUCACGAAGCUCCUCGCUCGACUUCUUUACGCUUCUCAACGAUCAAUCCGGAGUGACCAUUGUACAGCCUGACGCUCUCAACCCGACGGACUCAGCCUAUAGUUCGGACUGGUCAUUCCUGGAGAUGACAUACAACGCAGAUGCUGGUCUUUUCGCCAAUCUCUCCUUCGUGGACUUCAUCUCUCGUUUGGCGCUGGCCAUGCAGCUCACUGAGUCGUCUGGAGCUAUUCAGACUGUCCAAGGCACAAGCAUCACAGGCGUAAACGCAGUCUGCUCCGAUCUUCAAGCCCAGGCCGCCAGAGAUGGCCAGGCGUGGGACAAGCUCUGCCAAAAUAGCGGCAAUACUACGGAAACAGCAGCCAUCGAUCCGAGUGCAUUUCGAGAAUACUGGGAUUCUUACGUGACCGCCGUUUGGACUAAGUAUGCCACCGAGGAUCUCCUUAUUGACACACAAACCGGCGACUACGGUACGGUGACGUGUUCAACAGCUAGUGGCAACCUCGUCUGCGCCGGCGCAUCCCGGCCCAUUCCAGCACCGCUUUCUACGAAUUCCCUCUACGCCGCCUCGAACCCAGCUCUCGACAUCUUCGGCUGCAGUGGUAUCUUUACCUCGCUCUCGACUGACAAUGGUGUGGACCUUGCCAUCGUGCCCCGAGUGUGUGCCGCACUAAAUCGCUCGAUAUUGCUGCUGGACAAUACGACCCCAAUCGCCACUGUAGGAGCCGACAGGUAUUAUACUGACCAGACGACGAAUUACUACAGUAAAUUCGUGCACGAAGCGGAGAAGGAUGGCAAGGGGUAUGCUUUUGCGUAUGACGAUGUGACACCGACAGGGGCUGGAGAUGUCAGAGGAAAUGUUGCGGGGAGCGUUGAUGGAGGCACAUGGAGGGUGUUUGUGGGUGGCGAGCAGGGUAGUUGA